AUGCUCCGGCCCAAAGCGAUCUUGUUCGUAAAGGAAAGAGGGGAUGUCGAACCGAAGGGCGACUCUGCAGUCGAAACCACUCCCCGACAAACGCUCUCUGGUACGGAAGCGAAGCAGUUUUAUGAGAACGUUCUAUCUAUGCCUGAAGAGUCGUCACCUGUCACCCGGGCCAAGAGAAGAAAAAGAAAGCGAUCAACAACCAAACUACGACAUCAUACAAGCAAACACGCGAAAACGUUGCCGGCUAAUACAACAGUGAGCCGAGUAUUUGGCUAUGUUCAGGAAGGUAACUUGGAAGCGGUGCGGGCAGCUCUCUCCAGCGGAGUGUGUGGUGUAGACACUACUGAUGAGUUUCAGUGGACUCUACUGAUGUCUGCAGCUGCUGCUGGCCACACUCACAUAGUAGAGUACCUCCUCUCUAUGGGGGCCAAGUGGAGAGACAAGGUGGACAAGAGGGGAAACACUGCAGUUGACUUGGCAAGAACAUCCGGACACUUAUCACUGGCGUGUUUCAUCGAAACUUACAGUGAUGCUACAGCAAAUGAAGAAGAUACUACUACGGAUUCCAAAGACACACAUUUGAGACGUUCACGUGACAAAUCAAAGAGUUAUUUCUGCGACGUGUGUCAGCAGAGAGUGACAGACAGCUUGCGGGAGAAGCACAAUACCUCGACUGUACAUCAGUUUAGCUGUGGCCACACAGUGCGGCCUCUCAGUAGCUACGGCAUUCCUCGCAAUAACCGUGGCUACCAGAUGAUGCUCAGGAGUGGCUGGGACCCUGAGAGAGGUCUGGGCUGCGAACGGGAGGGAAGAAAGUACCCCGUGAAGACUGUUUUGAAACGGGACAGACUUGGGUUCGGCAAACCCGACGAGGGACCGGCUGAAUCGAAAGCAAAGGUGACUCACUUUGCAGCCUUUGAUGAGAGAGCCGUGAAACGGAGGGCGGAGAGGUUUGAAAGGGGCACCACUCUGAGAAAGAAAGACAUUGUCGCAGCUGUUCGGAAGGACAGGGAGUGGGAGGUGCGGAUGAGGCGUUAUAUGAACAGUGAAGAUUUACCGAUUUGA
Messenger RNA from Geodia barretti, 1065 nucleotides. Lineage: Eukaryota; Metazoa; Porifera; Demospongiae; Tetractinellida; Geodiidae. The record is from the annotation of a GenBank genome assembly.